UUUUAUACUGCACCACCUACAAAACACAACAACUAUUAUCAACAGCUGAUCGCACGGAAAACAUAAACAAAUGGUUUAAGUAGUAGAAUUUAUUUUAACGUCAGACGACGUAGCUCGAAAAUUGCUUAGAAAAUAACUCCAUAAAGUGUAGUAAAAAUGUGGUUGGCUGGGAAUCUGUUCAAAGGAUCCGUAGCAAUCAGUUUCGUGCGCUUGCUGCAUUUCAAGCGAAAGGAGGUUUAUAUGGAAUGCUUCCGCAUCCUGGGCGUUCACGAAUCAGCUGAUCAGAAUACGGUACGCCAUGCCUACUUGGAUUUGGUGAAACGGGUGCAUCCUGAUUCGGGAACGGAGGAGGCCAGUGCCGAUCGCUUCCAGCAGGUAGACGAGGCAUUUCGUGUGCUGCAGGAGAAAUUCGCCAAGGGAAGGCGAAACAUUCAGGAGGACGAGGAGGAGGCCAUGGAGUUUGACAUCAAGCAUACGGCACCGCAGCAUCGGCAAUAUCUUUCCAACGAGGGCAUCGGAGUGGGAACUCCCUUUCAGCGGCAGAAGCAGUACCAGCAGGUGCGCGCCAUGAAGGCUCAGGAACGCGUCCUGGAGCACCGCAUCGACAAGGCGGCUGCCGGAGAGAAAACACUGAUGUCGAAGGGCGGCAGCCACUUUCGUAAACAUGCCAUUAAGACCAAAUACGGUAUUGAUCGUGUGGUCGAGGAUCUCAUUCAGGAGGCCAUGUCCAAGGGUGACUUUAACAAUCUAAACGGGUCAGGAAAGCCCCUGUCCUCGGCUCAGUCACAGAAUCCCUAUCUGGACUUUACGACCCACAAGUUGAACAAGAUUAUGUUGGACAACGGCUUCACGCCAGAAUGGAUAAGCUUGGGCAAGGACAUUCGCGAUGCGAUUGCUCAGCUGAAGAAGAAACUGCGCCAGGAGCGCAAAUACUACGGCGAAUGGCCAUUGCAGCGCCAGGAGGAUCUGGCAGCCUGGAAAGUAUUCACGCUGAAUCACCAGGACGAUGUGCAGCAAUUGAACAAGCUUAUUGACAAGUACAAUCUAAUAGUGCCCAUUCUGGAAAAUCAGUUCUUUCGCCUGAACCUCGAUAGGAUGGCCGAACCUAUAUUUAAGGAUCCGGAAUUGCAGCGCAACGUAAUCAGACCCGAAAUGAGAGCUAAACACAGCAGCAAUAUAGAGAAUCAGGGCAGUUCCAGCACAAGUUUGUUUUCACUAAUUAGCAAACUAUUGUAAUUAAAAUUGUGUGAUUGUAAAAUAUGUGAUAUUAGAUGUAGAUUAAUGUGCUGUAAGUUUAUGUGUACAAUAUAUGAAAUAGUUCAAUAAUCCAAGAGGCCUUUUUGUUGUUAUAAUGUUAAAAUCAUUGAUAUGUUCUUAGUUGAAAAUCAUGUAAUUAAAAAUGUUGGAUUUUUUUAUAUAUAGUUUAGUUAAUCUUUAGAAACUUGUUGGAUUAUUUUUAAUCAAACUUGAAGUUUAUUUAUAUAUUUUUGUAAAUAGUUUUUUAUAUAAAAAGGAAUGCUGCCUAAGCCUAUAAAAUUUCCUAUACAACUAAUUAACGUCAAAUUAUCGUUGAAAGUUCAAGAUUAUAAUUAUAACUAAUUUGACAAAAAGUCUUCGAGUAAGAUAAAGUCAUCCCUGCUUGUUCCAUUUACUGACUGCUGACUUCCGGAGAAAUGAGAGCCGUUCCGUUGGCCAACAUUGCCAAUGCCCUUGGAAAAGCCCAGUGCUCAGCCUUGUGGAUGCGUUGCGUCAGCGAAUCCUCGUCGUCAUCGGGCAAAAUGGGAACAGCAGCCUGAACUAUGAUCGCUCCCGUGUCCACACCCUCGUC
Drosophila simulans is the source of this 1828-nucleotide messenger RNA. Its product is annotated as dnaJ homolog subfamily C member 28. The coding region runs from base 157 to 1236 and encodes 359 amino acids. NCBI's taxonomy places the organism in Eukaryota, Metazoa, Arthropoda, Insecta, Diptera, Drosophilidae. The record is from RefSeq and is a predicted model, not a curated record. The transcript has 2 exons.